AUGUGCAUACUAUUCAUAAAAUUUUUAAAAUCCGCAAAAAUCGGAGAAUUUAAAUUCAUAUUGGCAACGAAUAGAGAUGAAUUUUUCAAAAGGCCUGGAAAACCGGCACAUUUUUGGGAAGAAGAUGGAAACAUAUUCGGAGGUAGAGACAUGACAGAAAAUAAAUCAGGUGGAACUUGGUUGGCCGUUUCUAAAAAGGGUAAAAUCGGUGUUUUAUUAAACGUGUCGCAAAAAUCAAAUCCCGAUAAAUUGGGUCGAGGAUUUUUAGUUGCAAAUUUAUUAAAAACUCCAUUGACGACAAAAGAAUACAUGGAAAUAUUAAAAAUCGAAAAAGAACUUUACAAUACUUAUCAUUUGGUAUCAGCAGAAUUCAGUCCCCAAGGAAAUUUAUUACAUUAUUCGAAUGGUAAAAGUAACGAAAACGUAAUAACGGAAAUAGAUAGCGAAGUAUUUGCAUUGAGUAACAGUUCGAUGGAUUCGCCAUUUCAAAAAGUUAUCAAAGGUAAACAAAUAUUCAACGAUAUUUGUUCAAAAUAUAAAACAAUAAAAGAUAAAGAUAAACUCAUAUCUGAACUAUUGACCUUUUUAAAAUGGGAUGAAAAACAUUAUCCCGAUACCGUCAUCGAUUCAUUCAGUCACAUACCUGAAAAAAUAAAACCUAAUUACAGUGCUAUCUUUGUUAAAAUUCCAACUUCUUAUUAUGGAACGAGAACUCACACGAUUAUUCUCGUCGAUUGGGAAAAUAAAGUAGAAUUUCACGAAUGGACGCUCGAAGAACCCAUACUAUCGCAAAAUGAUAGUAAAUGGAUCGAAACCCAUGAAAAAUUUAGUUUUGAACUUUGA
Molecule: messenger RNA, 843 nt
Organism: Pediculus humanus corporis (human body louse)
Lineage: Eukaryota; Metazoa; Arthropoda; Insecta; Psocodea; Pediculidae
Product: Ser/Thr-rich protein T10 in DGCR region, putative
Exons: 4
Coding region: 1-843 (280 amino acids)
Biological process (GO): Golgi organization; protein secretion
Cellular component (GO): Golgi apparatus
Source: RefSeq, a predicted model, not a curated record